AUGCAAUCCAACUCUGCAUUCCUCUUGCUUCAUGGCGAUUCGCUGACUUUGCCGAACGACCAAACCUUCCGUGUUUCUUACAAGGUCCCACUUCCACUGAGACCUGAGUCACUUCGCGGUCUUUUGUCUGGAGGACAGACUGGGAGUGCUGCUAUCGGAAAUGGUCGAUAUCUCGUCAACUCAACCGAAUUGGGAAAUGGAACAUUUGGCAGUGUCCAUCUCGCAGUCGACAUGAUCAAAGGAAGGCAGGUUGCCUGCAAAAUCAUUCCCCUCAAGAGCAAGGAUGACAGCAGCGACAUCGAAAGGUCGGGGAAAUACGCUGCUGUCAUGCGGGAGGUGGAUAUCCUCAAGAAGCUGUCACAUCCUAAUAUCAAUGAAGUGUUGGACGUCUGUGAAACUUCCGCAAGAACGAAAAUCUGUGUCGUGCUGGGUCUCUCAACAGGGGGAGAUCUGUUUUCUCAUCUCGUCAGGAGAACCAGGUUGAAUGAGAUGGAGGCGAAGUAUUUCCUCCUUCAGAUAUUCUAUGGUAUCAAGUAUUUGCAUCAGAAAGGAGUAGCACAUCGUGACUUGAAACCCGAGAAUAUCCUGCUGGUCACCCCGCCUCCGUUUCCCCGCCUGCAAAUCGCGGACUUCGGCCUGGCUCGGAUGUUUCCACGAGAUACGCAAGCAAAGAUGAACAACCGCUCACUCACCGUCCUUGGCACAGUGGACUAUAUUGCCCCGGAGAUCGCCGAGCUCAUGCAAAUCGGACAAGAAAAACUAAUUACUCCCACUCGCGGAGACGUUAUUGCGAUGGCUGGUGACAGCUGGGCGAUUGGCUGCAUCGCAUAUCAGAUGUUCACUGGCUUCCAACCGUUUUAUCCUUACGAGUAUAUGGAUAGUCGGGACCAUGACGAGGACUAUCACGAGGUAAUACCGCCAGCUCAGCCGUUCGACGUUCCUCCCGCACCGGAAACUAUCGAGGAUGAUAGAAUGAUGCCGCUCCCGCCUCUAUCUGGUGCAGCAGUGAAGAGCAAGGACGGCACUCGCGAUGAGCUAGUUCGCAAGGCUAUUAUGGAAUGCAAGCCCGAUAUGUCACAUGAUAUUUGGGAUUCCGUUCCCAACGCUCGUACAAUGAUCGAAAAGCUUCUGGAUAAGCUUCCUCAAUGCCGAUGGACAGCAAAGCGUGCUCUAGAAUGUGGCUGGAUGAAGGCUGAUAGAAAGGCGAUGGAUGAAAUGUAUGAAAAGACGAUUGACAUGAAAGAUUGA
Molecule: messenger RNA, 1248 nt
Organism: Dacryopinax primogenitus
Lineage: Eukaryota; Fungi; Basidiomycota; Dacrymycetes; Dacrymycetales; Dacrymycetaceae
Product: kinase-like protein
Exons: 8
Coding region: 1-1248 (415 amino acids)
Biological process (GO): protein phosphorylation
Molecular function (GO): protein kinase activity; ATP binding
Source: RefSeq, a predicted model, not a curated record